AGAAAGGAUUUUCGAAGCCAGACAAUCUUCUUUUGAGCGCUUCUUAUGGAGCUGUGAUCAACAGCCCAAUGACUCAACUCACUAGCGAGGAUACCUGGGCUAUCGUUGAUCUCGUGGACGAUUCUAAAAAAUGGGCAGAUAUGACCCCUAAAGAGAAAAUCCUUCGUGUUUUCGGCAAUGGAUUCAAAAUAUUGUCGGCCCUCAGUUUACUUUAUUUUUUCAUUUGUUCGCUGGAUUUAUUGGCCAGCGCCUUCCGCCUCAUUUCCGGGGAAACUGCCGGAACGAUAUUUCGACAGAACGAACUUAUGCAAAAUCCAUUUGUCGGACUGAUGAUUGGCAUUUUAGUAACAGUUCUCGUUCAGAGUUCCUCCACAUCCACUUCUAUUGUGGUAAGCAUGGUCGGUACCAAUGUUUUAACAGUGGGAAUGGCAAUUCCAAUCAUCAUGGGGUCGAACAUUGGAACUUCGGUAACUAACACUAUCGUCUCGUUCGCUCAAAUUGGGAACAAAAACGAAUUCCGAAGGGCAUUUGCAGGCGCUAUCGUUCACGACAUUUUCAACUGGCUAACAGUUUCCGUUCUCUUCACAAUCGAAAUCCUUUGCCAACCAAUUUUUGGUAUCGGUUACCUGGAGUGGUUGAGUGGCAUUGCGGUUGGCAAAAUCAACAGCUCCUCUUCUACAGAUGGAGAAAUUAACAUUUUAAAAGAAAUAACCGAUCCUAUUGUAGGCCUUAUCAUACAGGUUGAUCCGAAUGUUAUUAAAGGAUGGGCCAAUCGCGAUCCAACUUACGAGAAUGCUUCACUGAUUCGGCAUUGUGGAGGCAAUAUCACCGACCCCAUCCCGUGUGAUGGAGUUUUCAUAUUUGAAAAUACAACAAUGAAGGACUGGUCCAUUGGAUUGAUUCUUUUAGCUAUUGCACUAUUCGUUCUGUGUGGCAGUAUGAUCUGCCUGGUAAAAAUCCUCAACUCAAUGAUGAAAGGACAUAUUGCCAACGUUAUCAAACACAUCGUCAAUGCCAAAAUACCUUACCUUCCUUGGCUAACGGGUUACAUCGCUCUUCUCGUCGGAGCUGGGAUUACAUUCAUCGUGCGCUCCAGUUCGGUUUUCACUUCAGCUCUCAAUCCGCUCAUCGGCAUUGGUUUCAUUUCCAUCGAAACAGUUUAUCCGCUGACUUUAGGAUCAAAUGUAGGCACCACCACAACGGCCUUACUUGCAGCUUUCGCAGCUUCACCAGACGCUCUGCACAACACGUUGCAAAUUGCGCUUGUUCAUUUGUUCUUCAACGUGACGGGCAUUUUACUUUUCUAUCCCAUUCCGUUCAUGCGUUUACCCAUUCCGAUGGCCAAGUUCUUGGGCGAAGUGACUGCCAAGUAUCGAUGGUUCGCAAUUGUUUCUCUUGUCGGCAUGUUUUUCGUUUUACCGGCCACUGUUUUAGGUCUUUCCAUUGCUGGAACUGUCGCACUACAAUGCGUCGGUAUUCCUUUCCUUAUCAUAAUUGUAGCAACGGCCGUUAUCAAUAUUGUACAGAAGAAACGUCCAGCUUUGCUGCCACCGGUGUUGAGGAACUGGAUGUGGUUGCCGGAAUUCUGUCGAUCGUUGGAGCCUUACGACCGUCAGCUCUCCAAACUAUCCUGUUGCAAUAGAUUUAGCCAGGAUGGAAAGGAAAAGACAGUUAAUGUUAGAACAGAAGUUUCAUCAACUCCUCUUUCAAAUGACUCCAUUCCUUGAAUGAAAACCAUGAAUAUUACUGACCGAAACUGAUGUUACC
Molecule: messenger RNA, 1767 nt
Organism: Daphnia carinata
Lineage: Eukaryota; Metazoa; Arthropoda; Branchiopoda; Diplostraca; Daphniidae
Product: sodium-dependent phosphate transport protein 2B-like
Exons: 8
Coding region: 69-1727 (552 amino acids)
Biological process (GO): sodium-dependent phosphate transport
Cellular component (GO): membrane
Molecular function (GO): sodium:phosphate symporter activity
Source: RefSeq, a predicted model, not a curated record